This is a messenger RNA of Durio zibethinus, 4060 nucleotides long. NCBI's taxonomy places the organism in Eukaryota, Viridiplantae, Streptophyta, Magnoliopsida, Malvales, Malvaceae. The record is from RefSeq and is a predicted model, not a curated record.
ACGCCGGAAACAUGAAAUAUUUUUUUCUAAAGCAACGUAUUUAUAGUUCUUUUCCCUUUCCAGCAGUUGGCCCCCAAAGAAGGAACGCCGAGUCCAAAAGUUUGUGAGUGCAGGAAGGAAAUGCCAGAAAUGCUAUCUUAAUUCAUAGGAAAAGCCAACGGCAACAACAGCUGUCAUAAUGGCCACUGUUCCUUCUCUUCUCAACGCUUCUUUCCUCACCCCAAAACCCCUCACUCAACAUAAAACCCUCCCUUGUACAAAACCCACUUCCCUUUUCUUCUUCCCUUCCGCUUUUGCUUCUUUCUCCACCCUUCAGCGACAUCGUUUUAAUGGACAGACGCCUAUAGCUGCAUCUCUUAAGGUGACUUUUGGUGAGAACGUGGGCCGUUUUAAGAAGACUUUGGGUGAUUUUACUAGCUUAAACUACUGGGUCGUUCGGGAUUAUUAUCGUCUUGUCGACUCUGUUAAUGCACUCGAGCCAGAGAUACUGAGGCUAUCUGAUGAGCAGCUGACUGCUAAAACUUCUGAGUUCAAGAAAAGGUUAAGCCAAGGACAUACUCUUUCGGAUAUUCAAGCUGAGGCAUUUUCUGUUGUUCGUGAAGCUGCAAGAAGGAAGCUUGGCAUGCGCCAUUUUGAUGUGCAGAUUAUUGGUGGAGCAGUACUUCAUGAUGGUUCAAUUGCUGAGAUGAAAACAGGGGAGGGAAAAACAUUGGUUUCCACAUUAGCUGCAUAUCUUAAUGCACUGACUGGUGAUGGUGUCCAUGUGGUAACUGUGAAUGAUUAUCUUGCUCAACGUGAUGCUGAGUGGAUGGGUCGUGUUCAUCGCUUUUUAGGUCUUUCAGUUGGGCUUAUUCAGAAGGGGAUGACAGCUGAAGAGAGGAGAACUAACUACCAAUGUGAUAUAACAUACACCAACAACUCGGAACUAGGCUUUGAUUAUCUCCGAGAUAAUCUUGCUGGAAACAGUGAUCAACUUGUGAUGAGAUGGCCAAAACCAUUUCAUUUUGCAAUUGUUGAUGAAGUUGAUUCUGUUCUCAUUGAUGAAGGAAGAAAUCCUUUGUUAAUAAGUGGUGAGGCUAGCAAAGAUGCUGCACGUUAUCCUGUUGCUGCUAAGGUGGCUGAGCUGCUAAUGAGGGGUCUGCAUUACAACACUGAGCUUAAAGAUAAUUCAGUGGAGUUGACUGAAGAAGGAAUUGCACUUGCUGAGUUGGCUCUUGAAACAAAUGAUCUGUGGGAUGAAAAUGAUCCCUGGGCAAGAUUUGUGAUGAAUGCUUUGAAAGCUAAAGAAUUUUAUCGGCAGGAUGUCCAAUACAUUGUCAGAAAUGGGAAAGCUCUCAUUAUCAAUGAGCUGACAGGCAGAGUUGAAGAAAAACGGAGAUGGUCUGAAGGGAUUCACCAGGCUGUAGAAGCAAAAGAAGGUUUGAAAAUUCAGGCUGAUUCAGUUGUUGUGGCUCAAAUCACCUACCAAUCACUAUUUAAGCUCUAUCCAAAGCUUUCUGGGAUGACUGGGACUGCUAAAACCGAAGAGAGGGAGUUCUUGAAAAUGUUCCAGAUGCCCGUUAUUGAAGUGCCCACUAAUCUUCCAAAUAUUCGUAAAGAUUUAGCCAUACAAGCUUUUGCUACUGCUAGUGGGAAAUGGGAAUAUGUUAGUCAAGAAGUGGAAUACAUGUUUAGACAGGGCCGUCCAGUUUUAGUUGGGACCACUAGUGUUGAGAACUCUGAACAUCUGUCAGAUCUGCUGAAGGAGAGAAAUAUCCCUCACAAUGUCCUGAAUGCACGACCUAAGUAUGCAGGAAGGGAAGCUGAAAUUAUUGCCCAAGCGGGGCGAAAGUAUGCUAUAACGAUUUCUACCAAUAUGGCUGGCAGAGGAACUGACAUUAUUCUUGGGGGAAAUCCAAAAAUGCUUGCAAGAGAAAUUAUAGAGGACAGCUUGCUUUCCUUUCUGACAAGAGAAGCUCCUAAUGUUGAAAUCGAUGGCAUGGAAAUUUCAAGAAAGGUGUUGUCAAAGAUAAAGGUUGGACCAUCAUCAAUGGCUUUGCUAGUUAAGGCUGCCUUAAUGGCCAAAUAUGUUGGCAAAAGUGAGGGAAAGAGCUGGACAUAUCAGGAAGCAAAAUCUAUCAUCUCAGAGUCUGUGGAAAUGAGCCAGUCAAUGCCUCUGAAAGAGCUUCAGAAGCUUAUUGAUGAACAGUCUGAGAUGUACCCUCUUGGCCCUUCUAUAGCUAUUACUUAUUUGUCUGUUCUUAAAGAUUGUGAAGUACACUGCACCAAAGAAGGGUCUGAAGUCAAAAGGCUUGGGGGGCUUCAUGUGAUUGGAACAUCUUUGCAUGAAUCCCGUAGAAUAGAUAACCAGCUUCGUGGUAGAGCAGGAAGGCAAGGGGAUCCUGGAUCCACACGGUUUAUGGUGAGCUUGCAAGAUGAGAUGUUUCAAAAGUUUAACUUUGAUACUGAGUGGGCUGUGAAGCUUAUUUCAAAAAUUACAAAUGAUGAAGAUAUACCUAUUGAAGGUGAUGCAAUUGUGAAGCAGCUUUUGGCACUCCAAAUCAAUGCAGAGAAGUAUUUCUUUAACAUUAGAAAGAGCCUGGUUGAGUUCGAUGAGGUUUUAGAGGUUCAAAGAAAGCAUGUCUAUGACCUCAGGCAAUUGAUUUUGACGGGUGAUAAUGAAAGUUGUUCCCAACAUAUAUUCCAAGAAAAGUUGCUUGAUAGGUACAUGCAAGCAGUGGUUGAUGAAAUUGUCUUUGCAAAUGCUGAUCCAUUGAAGCAUCCAAGAUACUGGAGUUUGGCUAAGCUUUUGAAAGAGUUCGUUGCUAUUGCAGGGAACCUAUUGGAUGACUCAUUUGCUGCAAUUUCAGAGGAAGAUUUACUCCAAUCUCUUAAACAGCUACAUAAUUCAAAUUCUGUAGCUAUUGACACUUUUCACCUUCCAAACUUGCCAAAGCCUCCAGAUGGUUUCAGAGGAAUCCACAGAAAAAAUUCUUCACUUAAACGCUGGCUUGCUAUUUGCUCUGAUGAUUCAACAAAGAAUGGGAGGUACCGGCCAAUGAUUAAUCUUCUCCGUAAAUACCUUGGGGAUAUAUUGAUUGCAUCAUAUUUGAACAUUGUACAAGAAUCUGGUUAUGAUGAUGUGUACAUUAAAGAAAUUGAGAGAGCAGUUCUUGUCAAGACUCUGGAUUGUUUCUGGAGGGAUCAUCUUGUGAACAUGAAUAGGCUGAGUUCUGCGGUAAAUGUAAGAAGCUUUGGACACAGAAAUCCUCUUGAAGAAUAUAAAAUUGAUGGGUGUCGAUUUUUUAUCUCAAUGCUCAGUGCAACACGAAGGUUAACUGUAGAAUCGCUCCUGCAUUAUUGGUCAUCCCCUAUGGAAUCACAAGAGCUAUUUUUGUCAUGAAAGCAGAUGUUGACAGAGCUACGUUGAUAUUGAUUAUAUUCACCCUCUAGGGAUGUAUGUAAUGCAUUUGGAUUGGAUGAAGUUUCCGUGCCAAGGUCUUCAGUGACCUACAGUUUGAUGAAAUCUCAUCAAUCGUUUACUGAAGAGAUCACAUAGUUCUUGCAAGGGGAUUGUAUAGUUCUUAUUCCAUUUUCAGUCUCAUUUUUAAGGCAAGUGCUCCUGUCAGCUUUGCAAAGAAACUCUUCUUUCGGUGGCAGGGUGACCAACGGACUCGGGAUAAUGUCUCGCCACAUGGCUUAUUAAUAACUUGGAUUGUGGAUGCUUUUUUAGUUCUAAGGAACAAGUUUUCCAUUUUAUUGAAGAUGCAACUGCAACUGUGCGAAUGAAUUAUACACUGAUCCUUAUAUCACUCAGAUAUAUAUAACCUACAAAGCUCUGUUUUUGGCCAACAAGUUUCACACUGCUAUUGAAGUAGCCUGGAUUUUUGCGGUAUGCUUAAGGCGAUGGUCUACAAAGACUUUGGUUGUACCAUAAAUUUUAUCACCAAUGAAGAGUAUGCCUGUUGUACAAUACCAUCAAAAUUUCUCAAAGUUUAUCCUGGUUGUAUUUAUGUAUUAAGAUCAUGGAAUUUUUGUCAUGUGCUGAGUUGAAAGCAAAUAUGAAAAUUUUUGUCAAUGU